AAACUGAGGAAAGAAACUCCCAGUUUGGAUUAACACAGUCUUCUCUUUUCCAGACAUAGCUGAAGUUAUUUAGUUGUAGGUACAGGACAGUUUAACUGAGCACAUUUGUUAUAGCACUGCAGCAGUGUUGUGGGCAGGGGGACGUGCCUCGAUAAAUCAACCAGCAGCGACAAAUUUAAUUUCAAGGAGAAAUAUUGCUGCUUGGGAGAGGAGAUACCAAAGCCUUUAGGGAGCAGAGGAGGAGCGGUACAAAGAGAGACGGAGUGAGACAGAGUGUUAACAAGGGCAUCACAGCCAUGGAGGAGAGAGAAAACUACAGCAGCCUGCAGGAGUUCACAGAGGAGCAGACACCUGGAGGGAACAGGCUCGUUCUCCAACACAACGAUGGCUCCCAGGGACUGAAGCGGGGCGUUGAGUGUUUGAGUAGUCGGACUGCCCUCCUGAUGCUUAUUGGCUUUUUGGCCUCCAUCUGCGCCAACAUCAUUCUCACUGUGCUCUUGAUUGGCAGGCAGGCUGCCCCCCUGGACUCCUCAUCGCCGGAUUUCAAACUGAACUCGGUGCAGAGACGUUACAUCCAGCUGUGUGAGGACUACACCGCUCUAGGACGGAGCUGUUCAAAGACAGUGAAGCAGUGCAGUGAGUGUCCUGAAGGAUGGCUUCAUGUCGGGGAUCAGUGUUACCACUUCAGCAAUGACAAGCUGGACUGGCUGCAGAGCAGAGAUAGCUGUGCAAAGAUGGGCAGCCAUCUUACCAUACUGCACACCAUGGAGCAGCAUGACGCUCUGGAAAUAGAAGCCAAGAAAAUUGGUGGAUUUGAUUACCACUUCUGGAUCGGCCUGUCUGACAUAGAAAAGGAAGGAGAAUGGAGAUGGGUGGACAACACGACAUUGAAACACAAAUACUGGGAUCAGUGGAGCUCAGAGCCAAAUAACCACCAGUCAGGAGGGGAACACGGAGAGGACUGUGCCACCUUAGACAGUCACGCAAAGACAUGGUUUGAUGUUCCUUGUGAGCACAUUUAUAAACGGAUCUGCCAGAUGGAUAUCAUUAAGCUCAACUAAAUCCCCAUUCAACUUGAAAUACUGCAGAACUGGGAAUUCUGGAAACCACACAGGGUUGUGAGAGAAAAAAUAAAGAAGUAAUGGUUACAUGUUUUGGGAUUACAGAAGAUAAAACUCAUGUUUGCACACCAAAAGGUCAUUUUUGUGACAUAUGCACAGGGGAUAUUGUUUUUCUUAUUGAAGGUAUAGUUGCUGUCUGAAUAUUUGUACAUUGUGUUGAGAUUACUAACAACGGGAAUAGUACUGCACACGUGUUUUCAAGUAAAUUUAAAAGGAAGAACACUACAUUAAAGGUGUUAUUGAUAGCA
Molecule: messenger RNA, 1369 nt
Organism: Sebastes umbrosus (honeycomb rockfish)
Lineage: Eukaryota; Metazoa; Chordata; Actinopteri; Perciformes; Sebastidae
Gene: cldc1
Exons: 6
Coding region: 297-1061 (254 amino acids)
Source: RefSeq, a predicted model, not a curated record